AUGGGACAGAGAAGAAGCUUCUCAUCAAUUAUUAACCAUACACUAUGUGCAUUUGUAUUUUCAGUUCACAAACCAGAGAAAGUGAGCUGGGUGGAGGCUGCGGGCACCAUCCGGGAUGGACUGUGUGUGUAUACCGCCCUGCAUUCACUAGCACGCCUGGCACCCGGGAGAUCUGUGCUGGUACUGGAUGGAGCAAGUCCCAUCGGCACGCUGGCCAUUCAGCUCUCCCAUCAUAGAGGAGCCACGGUGAUCGCAACGGCCAACAGUGAGGAGGACAAGCAAUACCUGGAUAAGCUCAGACCUGGUGUAGCUCGUGUUAUAGACUUGUCUAAAGGUAAUAUUGACUUGGCAGAGAAAUGUUUGGAAGAAACAGGAGGCCUGGGAGUUGACAUUGUUCUUGAUGCUGGAGUGAUUCUUUACAAUACAGAUGACCACGUUACAAAACCAAAACUUCAGCCUCACAAACAUGACAUCAUCACACUUCUUUCUGUCGGAGGACACUGGGUAACAAGAGAACACAACCUGCAGCUGGACCCACCAGACAGCCACAAUCUGUUCCUGAAGGGGGCAUCACUUUCCUUUCUCAAUGAUGAGAUCUGGAACCUGUCCAAUGCACAGCAAGGAAAAUAUCUGCAUAUCCUGAAAGAUGUGGUGGACAAACUGUCAUGUGGAAUAUUCAGGCCUCAGUUGGAUGAGCUGGUUCCAUUGUAUGAAGCUAAAGUGGUAAUGGAGAUGGUGCAGAAGAAUGAAGUGAAGAAGCGGCAAGUCGUCCAGUUAUGA
Molecule: messenger RNA, 780 nt
Organism: Staurois parvus
Lineage: Eukaryota; Metazoa; Chordata; Amphibia; Anura; Ranidae
Source: the annotation of a GenBank genome assembly